AUGGACAAAAACCCGCUCAUCAUCGACAACGUGCCUGGAAUGAAGGUGAAUAGAUCCAGAAGCAGUACCUCGGACCUAUCCAAAUCAUACACAGAGGUCAGGUUGGCGAGAAUAUCUUUCCAGGAUUCUUGGGACCUGGUCCCCGAGGUUGGCCAGAUUGGCCUCGGAAAGCUCGUCAAUGGUCCAUUGGGCAAAGAUAUGGUCGUCUUUGAGCUGUGCCGCACGCAACAUGUAGUAGAAAGUGACCCUAUUUGGCUUGUCCUUGGAAUUUGUCUUGACAAAGUCGUAGAAAUCGCGAAUACCAUCCGUGUCUCCGGUCAUGCUGAGGGCCUUGAAGAUAUUGUUGUAGAACCAGGUUUGGAGUCUACUUCCUGCUUCCAAUCCUUGGUAGAAGGCGCUGUCUGGAACAAUGGUGUUGGAAGCUGCGAUCUGAUCGCCGAGUUCUAUGGCUUUCUUGAAGUCCGACUUUUUAAGCAGUCUCUGCAACACAAUGUUGUAAACCUGGACGUUAGGCUCGAAGACGGUGUUCUUGGAAGCAGCCUCGGCGGUGAACACGUUGAACAGAGAGUCCGUCUGUUCGAUGUAAUCAUAUUUGGCCAAGGCAGCAAGAAGCGUGUUUUUCAGAGUCUGGAGCUCCGACUCAGACACGUUGCUCUUAUGGGCCUUGUAGAAGUCCAGACCCUUGUUGAGCUCUUUGCUGCUCAAGUAUCCGUUGAUCAUGAUAUUGUAAGUUGUGCUGUUUGGCUGGACGCUCUGAGUGAGCAGCUUGUAAACGCUCUCGAUUCUCAAAAGCUUCUGUGGAGCGUCCGAGCUCACAUGGGCGUUGAGAAACUGGUUCCACGAGUCGAUCUCAGGCUUGGUGCCCGACUUGACCAGCUCUCCCCAAAGAGCCAGCGUCUUCUCGUACUUGGAAGAGACGUUGUAGAUUUCCAUGAGCAUGGCGUACGAUUUCUGGGUGAAUUGGACCUGGCUCUUCUCCUUGGCCACAAAAAUUCUUUUGAGCAAAGACUCCAUGGAGUCUGUAGGAACCCGGAGGACUGCAGAAUGGUCAAUAGUUUGCUGAAUAACAGAGAGUCGGGCACAGAAGCGUUGUCUUUAUUCAAAGCAUGGAGUUUGCUGAACAACAAGUGUCCGCGGCCCAGAACAGCGGAAUACAUGUCCUUGUCGAUCCCCGAAACCGCCUCCUCGAGGCCAGCAAACAAAUCGGAAAUAGAAACAGUGGUAUCUCUGGUCAAGACGCUCAAAGAAGACAUUGGCUUGAGACCUCUGGCUUUUGCUUCCGCAUAG
Molecule: messenger RNA, 1287 nt
Organism: Ogataea philodendri
Lineage: Eukaryota; Fungi; Ascomycota; Pichiomycetes; Pichiales; Pichiaceae
Exons: 4
Coding region: 1-1287 (428 amino acids)
Source: RefSeq, a predicted model, not a curated record